This is a messenger RNA of Mytilus californianus (California mussel), 3997 nucleotides long. RefSeq names its product protein mono-ADP-ribosyltransferase PARP16-like. Gene Ontology annotation, molecular function: NAD+ poly-ADP-ribosyltransferase activity; protein serine/threonine kinase activator activity; kinase binding. Gene Ontology annotation, biological process: endoplasmic reticulum unfolded protein response. The transcript has 6 exons. Gene Ontology annotation, cellular component: endoplasmic reticulum tubular network; nuclear envelope; membrane. Lineage: Eukaryota; Metazoa; Mollusca; Bivalvia; Mytilida; Mytilidae. Bases 64 to 1038 code for a protein of 324 amino acids. The record is from RefSeq and is a predicted model, not a curated record.
GGAAAACUCCAGAAGUUACCCGAAUACCGGAAAAUGUAAGCAGAAGAAAAUAGUUGAUUAAAAAUGUCAAGUGAAACAGUUGACAAAUACUCCUUGCUGAAAGAUAAAAUAAAGCGUGACCCACUUUCUGCAGACUUGCAAUGGAGCUUAUUUGUUGGUGCUCUUCAAAGCUACAGAUUUGACACAGUUCUUCGACCCUUUCCACCAUCAUUUUGUUUAGAUAAUGGUGAAAAGGAUAUCAAACGAUUGGAGCAAUGUGCAGAUAAAGUUACCAGUUUACAAGAUUUAUUGAAAAAAUCUGAUAUUCCUGAAGAUAUCAUAGACCUUGUAACAUGGGUAUUAGAUAAGCAGUUUCAGAUAUGUUCUAUGCAGGAUAUUGGAUUUGAGGAUCUGAAGAAAUUGACAAAGGACACAGGUACUUGUACUAAGCCAGACUACAUAUUUGAAGUUUUACCCAGUGAAUCAGCAAAAGCUGCCUUUGAAGCAAAAAGAGAUGGCAGAGCACUGAUGUAUGCAUAUCAUGGCAGUAGAUUUGAAAAUUUCCAUUCUAUUCUUCACAAUGGGUUGAUUUCCCAUAUGAAUAAGAUUUCUGUAUUUGGUGAAGGAACAUAUCUAUCCAGUGAAUUGUCUGUGUCUUUGCAUUACAGUCCUAUGGGUUUAGGUUGGGAUCACAGUACCCUAGGGAAAAAAAUCAGCUGUGUGGCCUUGUGUGAGAUGAUUGAUGAUUCAGCCGUUAAAUGUCAAACAAAAACAGAUGAUAAUCAGAACAGAUCAAGGGCUACAGGAAGCAUGGCUGGAGAAGUUCCAGACAAAUAUUAUGUUGUACAAAACAAUGAAGUGAUCCGCAUCAAAUAUUUACUGGUUUAUGCACAGAAAUCUUCCCCCUCCAGGUCAUUGACAAGUUGCUGGGUGUCAUGGUUACAUCAACAUAAGUUUGCUGUUAUGAUGUUCCUUUAUAUAUUAAUAUUAGGACUAAUAGGAUUAGCCAAUUCUCGAACAUUUAAAUAUUAUUUUAGGAAGUAUUUUAAAGCAAGAUAAUAAAGUACAUGAUUGGAAAAACAAAACUAUUUGUUUUAUGAAAAAAUCACUGACAAAACUGUAAGUGCCUUACCGACACCUAAUUACUAUCUAGUCUCGUGACAUACAUAGUGCAGGAAUCAUGCUGUUGUUUACCAGUUUUGCAUUAUUUUACCUGGUGACAAAAUACUGUUUUUAGGGUUUUUAUUGUUUUGUUUUGUUUUUUUUUUGGGUGUUUUAAUUUUUUUAGGGGGAGGGGAACAUUUUCCCAAGUUGUUCCCCAGAAUAUUAAAAUAAGAUUGGCCAUUCCCUUAGCUAUAGACUGAUUUGUUCUUGACCAAGGGUUAACAUUUAGUUUUUCAACUUCUUCUAAACCUAUGUAAUCCUUGGUUAAAUUUUCAAUGAAUGUUCUUUUUUCCCAAAUAUAUGAUUAUCAACACUUUCCCUAACUCUAGAAAAAUGUUUUGGUGGAUGAAUAUGAUUACUUUUAUUCAGGAAUCAGUUAUUAAGCUUUAUAAUCAUAAUUCAGCACAACUACAUUUGUCAGAGGAAAGAGAAUCUUUUCACUUUGAAUUGGAGCAUUGAUUGUUGACCUGUACUAGAUCAAAGUUAAUAUACUAGCUUACUAAACAUGCUCAAUUUGGCUGCAGAAGUUUUAUAUGGACAUAGAAGGUAAUAGUUAAUAGAUCUUGAUCUGAUAAUCCUGACAAUGUUUUGGUAUGAACCUAAACCUUGAAGUGAAAAGGACUGUAAAACAUAAUUAGUUCUUUGUUUUUCAUACCUGCUAACUUUUCAAAAUCUCCAUGGGGGUUUUUAAGCUUUUUAAAAGAGGACCUAAUACAUACCUAUACAUGUCAUUAGUGUACUAGGUAGAACAUUGAUUGAGUAAAUGUGUGUUUAAAUGUAUUUUGUACUCCUCUGAAUGUCUUUUUUAAAGCGUUUUGUCUAAAUAAUUGAGCUUUAUAAGGGACAGGUCAACAUCUAUCAUGGGGGAUGUCCCCCUUUAAGCUGGAAAGUUGGCAGGUCUGGUUUCUGAUGUUCACAGAAAACGAAGGGUAGGUCAUUUAAAACUUGAAAUGCCCUUAUCAUUUGGCACCCUUAAUGAUUAGUGAAGUAUAGUAGGACUAUUUGGUCAUAAACCUCCUUAGGUAUCCAGGAAUUUAUACAUCCUCUGCCUUUAAUUUUUUGGAGUUUGAGAAUUCCUGACGAAAAUCUGAACAAUGCUUCGGAUUCACAAAAUUUAUAAACGGUUAACAUAGGCGGAUCCCUGAGGGGCCCGGGUCCCCCCUUUUGUGGGAAAAAUUUGGUUGAUUAUAUAGGGAAUCACUGAAGCAUGACUGGAGCGGCCCCCCUUAUGAAAAGUUCUGGAUCCGCCACUGGAUUCAAUCAUUUAAACAUCAGUAUUCCUUGGUUAAAAUUUAAAUCAAAUGUGGAGCUUGGUUAAAUAUGAAUCAUUUAACCAAGGUUUUAUCAAGAGUUGAAUUUAACCACACCAUGGUAUAUGAAAGGGUUACACUUUUAACCCAUGGCAAGAAUUUUUAACACUAGGUUUAAAUUUAAUCUAAAGAUGAACGACUGGUACCUAUGAAAUAUCAUUGAUAUGAUAUAUAUUAAAUAUGAACUUUUACAAAACUGAAUUGUUUGAAAAACUAAGGAUUUUCUAAAUUGCUUAAGCUGUAUUUGGCAAAAUAUUUUGGAACUUGGGGUCCUCAAUGUACUUCAACUUCAUACUUUAUUUUGCCUUUUAACGUUUUAGAGUGUCACUGAUGAGUUUUGUAAACAAAUCGUGCGUCUGGCAUACAAAAUUAUAAGCCGGAAUAUCUUUGAUGUGUUUUCUUUUUCAUUUGAAUCAAGAUUAUAUUUACAUAUCCAGAAUAUGGUUAGAACAAAUUGUCCUGAUAUUUAAAAGUCAAUUAAUUAUUAAUUUUUAUUUAUGAAGGGUUGUUUUAUUAUUAUUGCCAAGCUGUGAUAUUAGCAAGACUCAAAUGUAUAACAUGCUGUGCAUGUUUUUGUUUUAAUGUUGUAAUAUUAGUAAUGUAUACCUACAUAAUAUACACCCACAUAAUUCAAGGUAAUAAAUUGUUUUCGUUGUUACCUUUAGAUCUGAUUUUUUUUGUAAAAAGAGGAUUUUACUUGGAAAGAAGACUUUCAAGUCUUCUGAAAUCCUUAUACUGCUGGCUAGUCUUUUAAUUGCAGAAAACUAUUUCAGUAGUGUUAACGUUUCCCUUUCUGUGCUUUAUAACUAUAUAACUUCAAAGCAUUAUAUGGACACUGAUAUGUUCAUAUGAUCUGUUGCAUAUUUGUAAAAUAUCUUGUGCAUCAUGUUAUGAUACAACAGUUAGGGAAAUGAAUUUACAGAUAAUCUUGAGACAAUAAUUGAGUGCUUGCCUUAAGUUUUUUAGGUUCUUGUGUUUUAAACUUUUAGUGUCUCCCUUAUUUUUCAGUUAAAUUUUCAUAUUUUAAUCUGACAUAGUUAAUUCAAAAUUUUUACUUAAACAGAUGUUUUGAAAUUAGCUUUGGUAGAAUGCAUAUAUUUAUGACAUAUUCUAGCAUAUAGAGGCAAUUCAGCCCAGUCAAACAAAUGUGUAUAAAGAGCAAAUAGUGUGAAUUCAGAAUUUUGAAUGAGAUUUGGAUUUUCAAAUAUUUUGGCCACAAGCAUCACUGAAGAGACAUUAAUUGUCAAAAUUUUCAUCUGGUGCAGAAAAUUUGGUAUCAUUAGUGUUAUCGAUAGAUACAUUUAUUAUUGAAAAUCUGCCACCUAUAAUACUGGGAGAUUAAUUAAAUCAAUUCCUGUACAUGUGAUGAUCGAGUUAUAGUAGCCAACAUUUAAAUGUAAGUUUUAACUACAUUAGUUUCUGAAUUCACAUUUUAAAAUAAUUAAUAUUACUUGUAGUGCAAUGAAGUGCAAUUGUCAGAACACAAAAUUAAUAAAAUGGAGAAGUUAUACAUUUGUAUACUGAAAAAUGUACACUGUUUUCUU